Molecule: messenger RNA, 2395 nt
Organism: Misgurnus anguillicaudatus (oriental weatherfish)
Lineage: Eukaryota; Metazoa; Chordata; Actinopteri; Cypriniformes; Cobitidae
Source: RefSeq, a predicted model, not a curated record
AUGGACUCAGGACUCGCUGUUAAUAACCCCGCAAUAAAUGAGGUUUCUCAAGGCUUUAAUGAGGGCUGCGAACUGCAAGAUGCUGCAUUACUAGUCACACAACCAGGAUUUGUACCACAGAAAACCUCUACAAAAUCUUCAAGACUUAGUAUUAGUCGGAAACGUAAGCAGGCCCGUUCUAUUACCAAUGAUAAAAGGACAUGCCCGGACCAUACACUAGUUUCUGAUGUGCAACCUCUGGAUACUACCACAGAUUUCAUUAAAACAGUUGAUUUCUAUACAGAAAACCUGUUAGGAGCUGGAGAUGUCACAAAUUCAUGGUCUGCAGCGUUGGCAAGGGCCUCAGAAGCUAACGGUGAUGCGAUAGUACCGGUAGUUAAUACCGUACUGCCAUCGUCUUUGGACUCGCAGACAUCUGUGGCGGUUAAUCUGCCAAGUGUGGUUGGUGCCGGUGUUGAGGAUGAAUCUUCUGUGAUUUUUGAAACAUCUCUACCUACAAACCAGGAACAUUUCAUCAAUGAGUUGUUGCAGGAAUUGACAGCUCGAGUGAGAAGACAGGCUGAAGGCAUCGCUGCCAUAAUUUCAAGGGGUACAGAUCAAGACGUAUUGCUGAGAAGACUGACUGAAGGCAUCGCUGCCAUAAUUUCGUGGUCUAAAGAUCAAGAGUUAUUGACCAGACUUAUAUUUGAAGCUCACAAAAAGACUUCUGAAGAACAAAACUUGGUGAACAGAGUGCUGCUUGAUCGAUUGAUGGACGUUGAAAAAGCCCAGAGAAAGGAGUUUGACGUACAGCGAAACACGGUAAUUCUAAUUCAACAAGUUAAAGAUGCUGUUUCACACAAUAAUGGUUUAUAGUUGAAAUAAGUGUUGUUGUUGCUGGGUUUUUAUUCUACUAUUUUGCAAAGUUGUUUUAAAUGUGUUUUUUAAAUAUGUUUUGAUUAUUUUUGGUGUUGCUGUGUUUUAUUCUACUAUUUUGCGAAGCUGUUUUAAAUGUGCUUUUAAAUAUGUUUUGAUUAUUUUGGUGUUGCAGGGUUUUUUCUACUAUUUUGCGAAGCUGUUUUAAAUGUGUUUUUAAAUAUGUAUUUGGUUAUUUUUGGUGAUGCUGGUUUAUAGUUGAAAUACGUGUUGUUACAGAGGUUUUCUACUAUUUUGUGAUACCGGUUUAAUUGCGAUAUUUUUUUAUUUUUUUUGGUUUGCUAGUUUUAUUACGGUUAAGAGUAAAUUAAGUGUUUUUUUAUUUUUUAUUUUUGUUUGGCUAUAUCGACGUUGGAUAACGUUAAUUUGUAAUGCUAUUUUGGUUAUAAUCAGAGAAAAUAUCUGUGUAAUCCUGGAGAAGUUCUAAAUAUUUUUGAAAAUGGCUGGUAAAAGAGUGCAUUCAGAUGAUGAUUUACAUAGCUGUCAAGAAAUACCUACUGUAAGGGCUAGGCAUGAGACUGAGGCUGAAAUGUUUGCUGCCGCACAAGACCAAUUACUUGAAACGGUAAACGAAAUGAUUCGGUCAUAUCCACGUCAGAUUUUGGAACCUGUGCCUGUGGGGGUAGACCUAACAUACGAACAAAUACGUGAAAGACAAAAUGAAAUGAUUCGGUCAUAUGAACAAAGAUUUGAAACAAAUUUGUUACAAACAGGCUAUGGUGUAGUAAAUCCUAACGAUAAUUCUAACACGACAGACACCCUUACGGGUUUAAGUCAGAGUGACGUGGAUACGCUAGUGCGUGAUGGAGGGACAGUAAGUGAUUACACAAUAGUCCCGAGACCCUAUUUUAAUGGUCUAGAAAUCCACAGAAAUCUAAAUUUGCGCGAGAUCAUAACCACAGAUUUGGCAGCGUACACUAUAUUUGUUCAAAAUAUUCUGUCGGAAAUGGUUUCAUUCUCCAGGCAGAUAGGAGGUGAUAAUUGCUUCAUUAAUAUCAGUCUAAAAGGCGACAGUCUCAAAUCUGACGUUAACACUAUACUGUGUCCCGGUAACGACUAUGAUGAAAAUCGUUUUAUCGAUCAGUUUGAAUCGGUUGCACAAAGUAAUGAACAGGUGAUGGCAGAUGCCAGUUUGCAACUGCAUGUAUCAAUAGCAAGAAGUAUGAAUGGAGGGGCUCGUAGGAAGAUUACAGAUAUAGCCCAUGAUGAUGUGAUUAAGAAAAAAAGGAUGUGUUUGUUCUCACCUACCAACUUUACAAACAAGCUGUGUUUUGCAAUAUGUUUAGCAUGCUUUCUUGAACCCCAUGCAGAGAAUGAUGAGUUAGAACGGAUGGCUGUGGAUAUACAGAAUGCUGCAGGUCUAACCCCUCAAGACUGUGUAGGUUUUAACCAUAUUACAAAGUUUGAGAGUGUGAUGGAUUUGAAGAUUGUGGUGUUUUACAGAUCAAGUGAGGGCAAGUUAGAGAAUCACAAGACACAU